AUGCCAGAUGCUAUGAAGAAGAUCUGUCAACCCUCUGAGUUUUAUAGUAAUCUAGGUCUCAAUCUACCUUACAUCAUGGAUAUGUUUGAGUUUAACAUGUAUGUCUUUGUUCAGUGUUAUUAUUUAAUACAGAAGAUAGUUGUGCUUUGGCUGAUUCUGUUCUCACUUCCAUUUGUUCUCUCUAAUUUGUUGAGGGUCCCUCAUGCUUCUGAAUCUCCAGGUCCUAACUUGAGUGGCCUUUUUGGAAGGCAAUCUGGCACUACCCCUGGUUAUUCGUACUCUGCUGCCAACAAGAACAUGGCUGUAACCUGGGGAGAGAAUACUCUUUAUGAUUAUUUGCUUAAUCCUAAGAAGUACAUUCCUGGAACUAAGAUGGUUUUUCCUGGACUGAAGAAGCCUCAAGAGCGUGCAGAUCUAAUAGCCUAUCUCAAGGAGGCAACUGCUUGAAGCUUCUAGCUUAAUUAUUUCUUAUGAAACACGGGGAGAUUGGUGUCAUUUGGGAAAUUUUUGCUAAAGGAAUUGCAAGUCUAUUGAAUAAGAGCAUCACAGUUAUGCACUGUGCUAUUUAUUUGGUUGAGCUUUUAGGCCAACAAUGGAAGAUUUUGUUGUGCCUACGGCUCGUGAUUUUUUGAACUGAUACAUAGAUAGCGAUUUUUGCAAAUUCAUUUUAAUUUCUCUAUAAUUUUUCAU
Messenger RNA from Olea europaea var. sylvestris, 690 nucleotides. RefSeq names its product cytochrome c-like. Gene Ontology annotation, cellular component: mitochondrial intermembrane space. Gene Ontology annotation, molecular function: electron transfer activity; heme binding. Lineage: Eukaryota; Viridiplantae; Streptophyta; Magnoliopsida; Lamiales; Oleaceae. The record is from RefSeq and is a predicted model, not a curated record. Bases 1 to 447 code for a protein of 148 amino acids. Gene Ontology annotation, biological process: mitochondrial electron transport, ubiquinol to cytochrome c; mitochondrial electron transport, cytochrome c to oxygen. The transcript is spliced from 4 exons.